This is a messenger RNA of Gekko japonicus, 3275 nucleotides long. It is a transcript of the gene SYNJ2BP, whose product is annotated as synaptojanin 2 binding protein. NCBI's taxonomy places the organism in Eukaryota, Metazoa, Chordata, Lepidosauria, Squamata, Gekkonidae. Gene Ontology annotation, molecular function: protein binding. The transcript has 4 exons. The record is from RefSeq and is a predicted model, not a curated record. The coding region runs from base 103 to 540 and encodes 145 amino acids.
UGAAACUGAAAGUAUUGCGGCGGCCGCUGCCGUGUUUCACCUUCAAACGUGAAGAGAAGGGGGUGGGCAGGUGGGAGGCAGAGCCUUGCAAGAGAGCGAAGUAUGAAUGGAGGGGUGGACUAUCUCCUCUCUGAGGAAGUGAUCAAUCUCACCAGAGGACCUUCAGGCUUGGGCUUUAACAUCGUUGGAGGGACAGACCAGCAGCACAUGUCCAAUGACAGCGGCAUCUAUGUUAGCCGAAUUAAAGAAAAUGGAGCUGCUGCCCUUGAUGGACGCCUACAAGAGGGAGACAAAAUUUUAGCAGUUAAUGGCAAGGACCUGAAAAACAUGUUGCACCAGGAUGCUGUGGAUCUGUUCCGGACUGCAGGAGACAGCGUAUCACUAAAGGUCCAACACAGGCUGCUGCCUCAGAAUGGUCCCUCAAGCCAGCGAGGGGAUGGAGAGCCAGGAGGUAUCCCUUUGGCUGUGAUUUUGGUGCCUGGGCUGGCUAUCGCAGUGGCUGCAGUGUGGGCCUUCCUGAGACUCCGACAGCGAGUGUGACCAAUGCCUUCACCUUUAGGGAGACCUAGAGAGUAAUUUAAAGAGAGCCAAUCAACACUUUUAUUUUUGGACUGACAUUGGGCAGUGGGGAGAGGAGAACAUCUUUGCCUGCUGUAAAGUUGUUGCUGCUGUUUGUAGUGUCAUGUAUUGGGCGAUGGAGAUAGGAAGUAUGAUUGUUUAUGAACAGGGAUGCGCCAUUUCACUGAUCUUGCAUCUGAUUGUUUAAUUCCCUUUUCCUCUGUCCUGUGCCCCAUGAAUUUUCACAUACUUGGUAUUUUAAAAUAUGGACUGUGAUCCAAAGGCUCUUCCUAUUCAAAACCAGCCCUUCCAUUUGUGACCUGACAAGGUGCUUUUCAAUCUUGGAGGAACUUCUGAAGCAGUUGCCAGUGCAGCAUGAGGAGCUGGGCUUGGUGUGGGGGGCGAGACAUCCUGAAGCAUGCAGAGAAUAGCUUUCGCUUGCCAAGAGAGGCUUCUUCAGAGCCCAGGCCUGGCAUCUCUUGGGAAGUGGGAAAAGGCCGUGGGCAUUUUGUGAAUCAAACCUUAUUUGAGAAUAUGCUCUUUCUCUCAAGUUGUCUUACAACCCAGGGAUACUCCAGCUGGUAGUGAUAAGUGAACUAGUGAUGGGGAAUGUCUGAUUCUUUUCCUUGGGGGGGGGUAAUUUUAAUUAUAUGCCUUAGCAAAACACAGUUGGCUUAAUCCUGUAGUUUUCUAGGUGAUGUUCCCACUACUGGUGGGCUACUGACAUAAGUAAUGAAUGUUGAGGUAUUGGGGGAAAGGUGUAGCUUGGCAUAGUCAGGGAGGGAGAAGGGGAUGAGAGGAACCAACUGGUGGAGGACCAUCACCAUAAAUCCAUACUGUUAUAUGGAAGUAGGUUUCAUGGAAAUCCGUGGAGUUGGCUUCCAAGUAAAUAUGUAAAAUACUGGGGUACAAGAAAGGUUCCUAAGAGAUGCAAUAGAAAGAUUUUAACCAAGUGCUGAUAAGUAUUCUGGUGCCAAUGGGUUUAUAAAUAUUCAUACUUCUAAGUGAAUUGAGGAAAGGUAUGGAAUCUAAAGGCAAAAUAACCCAUUGGACUACUAGGUGUGUAGCUUUUAGAUAGUGGAAAGCUAUAAUGGAAUACAAUAUUGCUUUCCCAAAUAUAGUGAUAGCAAGUGAUUUGCUAUUCUCAGAGCCUCUGGGAGAAGGUUGUUGCUACUACAUUGUUGGUCUAUCCAUGUCUACUACUUUCAUGUUGAAGUAUUGGAUGACGUGGCUGCUAGGUGUACUCCUGUGGCUAGUAUAUACCUUACAGGAGGAAUACAGUAAUAAGCUUUAAUUGUUGGGGGGGGGGAUUGCCUCUCACCACACUCAUUGUGCAUCUGCAGUAGAAGUGCCUGUACCACCCUUUUGAUGCAUUACAGCCAGACUAGAAGGAUGGGGGGUGGGGAGAAUUCACCUAUAAGUUACUGUACUGGCAUUGUGCAGCUGGUUGGGCAGAAUAGGCUGAUCUUGCUGUUGGGUCUUGCAGUGCAGUUUGGUGGGGGGAGGAUCAGCUUGAGCAGACUGUUGGGUGUGCAUCCGCUCUAUUGGACUGGAUGUGCAUCAGUUUCAGUACAGGCAUGUCCUUUAAUGUCUUCUGGGGAGUAGGAAAACAUUGUUUGCCCUACCAAAUUUGCCCUAAAACAGUUGAUCAGGAGUUGGAACCCAGGUUAAUUUCACCAGCUAGAUUGGAUCCAGAUUGAAUGCUGCUUCUGGGAGAUGAGGGAUGCUGAGGGAUGACGUAAGGGGAGUCCACCAUCAGACCAGGGAAUCAGUGGAUAUGCCAAUUUAUUCUAGGUCCAACCCACUGAUUUUUCCCGCCCCCGUAUCAUAACCCAUGGUAUCCUUGAGGGUCCUCUAAACUCAAGGAGCAAGCAUUUCAGGUAGGUAAAGGGCAAACAGGAAAGAUGGGUUCUAUGUGUGGAGCUCUAUUCAAGGUCCUUUGGGAUUUAGCUCGACAUCUAAUUUUAUGUUCUGUAGAUUUGCCAAGAGUGGUUUCUCUCUUUGCCACAGAGCUGAUGGUUGCAAUCUGAAACACCGUAACCUAGUUAAGAAGUCCAGUGGAACUCAGUGGGGGUUACUUCCAAGUAAGCAUGUUUAAGAUUUAUCAAGUUGGCUUUUAUUUCAACCACUGAAGCACACAGUAUCUUGUGUAAGCGAUGGACUUCCUGUGUUUAUGCUAUACAUUUCUUGACUGGACAACCUGAAUUGUAGCCUAUAAAAACAUAGUUACAGUCUUUUGAGCCUUACUGGCAGGAAACAAUAUUAAACAGGAGAAAAUCUGUAAGAUGGGGGGAGACAGAACUUGAAGGAAAAGCUGCAACAAUUUCACUUUCAAGAUGGUGACCUUCCUACGCUUCUCAUAUUGUUUGGUGACUCAGAAUCACUGAGGUCAUAUCAGUUUCACUUUUCUCAGAGCAAAUAUGUUUUUGUAUAUUAAAAAAAAAUUGUGUGGUCUGUAUAAUGCCAAAAAAAAAAUCACAUAUGCAAUAUAUGUACUGAGUCUUUAAAUUAUGGUCUCACACCUCUUCAGUUUUCUAAUCCUGCUAUCUCUCUUAAAGAUUUUUUAAAAAGCCAACAUUAAAAAGCUGCCCACCUGGCACUGGAAAACUGAAUUUCAUGACUGGGAGGUUGCAUGCCACAGCUUGUUUCACCUUCAGUAUGAAGGAAGCACAGUCUUUUCUGAGUCUCAGACACUGGGAUCAGGGACAUGCUACCCC